This is a messenger RNA of Phacochoerus africanus (Common warthog), 1255 nucleotides long. RefSeq names its product enoyl-CoA delta isomerase 1 (gene ECI1). Bases 29 to 937 code for a protein of 302 amino acids. Gene Ontology annotation, cellular component: mitochondrion. The record is from RefSeq and is a predicted model, not a curated record. The transcript is spliced from 7 exons. Gene Ontology annotation, biological process: fatty acid beta-oxidation. Lineage: Eukaryota; Metazoa; Chordata; Mammalia; Artiodactyla; Suidae. Gene Ontology annotation, molecular function: enoyl-CoA hydratase activity.
GGCCGCGACCCCGCUCAGUGCGGUCAAGAUGGCGCUGACGGCGGUGUUGCGCCUCCCGGCGCGCGCCCUGCUCCGCCCUUGGGCCCUGCUCCGCGGCGUGGCCCUCGGACGGACGGAGGCUGCGGCGGGCAUCAGGAACGGCGCGCGGCGCUUCGGGAGCCAGCACGUCCUGGUGGAGCCGGCCGCGGCCGCAGGGGUCGCUGUGAUGAAGCUCAGGAACCCCCCGGUGAACAGCCUCAGCCUGGAGCUGCUGACGGAGCUCGUCAUCAGCCUGGAGAAGCUGGAGAACGACAAGGCCUUCCGUGGUGUCAUCCUGACGUCGGACUGCCCCAAUGUCUUCUCCAGCGGCCUGGACCUGAGGGAGCUGUGCGGGAGGAACCCGGCCCGCUACGCCGAGUUCUGGAAGGCCGUGCAGGAGAUGUGGUUGCGGUUCUACCUGUCCAACCUGGUGCUGGUCGCCGCCAUCAACGGAGCCUGCCCGGCUGGGGGCUGCCUCCUCUCCCUCACCUGCGACUACCGGGUCCUGGCUGACAACCCCAAGUACCUCAUGGGGCUGAAUGAGACCCUGCUGGGCAUCGUCGCCCCCUUCUGGUUCAAAGACAGCAUCAUGAACACCAUCGGGCACCGCGCCACGGAGCAGGCCUUGCAGCUGGGGUCACUCUUGCCACCAGCAGAGGCCCUCCGGGUGGGCAUGGUGGACCAGGUGGUGCCUGAGGACCAGCUCCUGAGCACCACGCUCUCAGUGAUGGCCAAGUGGCUGGCCGUUCCAGAUCACGCGCGGCAGCUGACCAAGAGCAUGAUCCGCCAGGCCACGGCAGACCACCUGUUGAAGCAGCGCGACGCCGACAUCCAGAACUUCGUCAGCUUCAUCUCCAAAGAUGCCAUCCAAAAGUCCCUGCAGACAUACUUAGAAAAGCUCAAACAAAAGAAAGGCUGAGGGCCCAGCGGCCCCUGCACCCUUCUGGGGGGCCCUGCGGUCCCAAGGAAUCUAAAUAAGGUACUUUGCCACGUAGAAGUAAUUGCAGCUUUGUUUUUCUGAUCCUCCUAGAAGACCCUGUUCCUCCCAGCUACAGCCCCAAGGCUGGUCCCCACCCGAGUGCCUUUUGUGCCUGGGGGGUGGGCAGGGGUCGCAACUGGCAAGCAGUGUCUUGAUCCGGGCAUCGUUAACUGGCAGGGGGUGCCUUCUGGACCCCCAUGAUGUCACCAGUGUCUCCUCUGCCAGAGAUGAAUAAAGUGCUUGGCUUUCCCAUCCCCA